AUGUCGGAUGCGCCAACGAGCCCGAGUCACGAGAGUGGGGGCGAGCAGAGCCCUCGCGGUUCGUCGUCUGGUGCCAGGGAGCAGGACCGCUACCUUCCUAUUGCCAACAUCAGCCGCAUCAUGAAGAAGGGUCUGCCUCCCAAUGGCAAGAUCGCUAAGGACGCCAAAGAUACCAUGCAAGAAUGUGUUUCUGAGUUCAUCAGCUUCAUCACCAGCGAGGCGAGUGAGAAAUGCCAGAAAGAGAAAAGAAAGACCAUUAAUGGAGACGAUUUGUUAUGGGCAAUGGCUACUUUAGGUUUUGAAGACUACAUAGAGCCGCUUAAGGUGUACCUAGCAAGGUACAGAGAGGGUGACACUAAAGGAUCUACUAGAGGUGGGGAUGGAUCUGCUAGACCAGAUCAAGUUGGCCAUGCAGGUCAAAAUUCUCAGCUUGUUCAUCAGGGUUCACUGAACUAUAUUAGUUUGCAGGUGCAACCACAACAUUUGCUUCCGUUGGAGGCGAGGAGAAAAAUAUACUGGUCUAACCUGCAAAAUCACUUGGACAAACUCAGUCAGCAGAGUAAAAAUGCACUGAAACAUGUGCUUACCUAG
This is a messenger RNA of Sphenostylis stenocarpa, 591 nucleotides long. The record is from the annotation of a GenBank genome assembly. Lineage: Eukaryota; Viridiplantae; Streptophyta; Magnoliopsida; Fabales; Fabaceae.